This is a messenger RNA of Phymastichus coffea, 4022 nucleotides long. RefSeq names its product plastin-1 (gene Fim). NCBI's taxonomy places the organism in Eukaryota, Metazoa, Arthropoda, Insecta, Hymenoptera, Eulophidae. Gene Ontology annotation, molecular function: calcium ion binding; actin filament binding. The coding region runs from base 185 to 2107 and encodes 640 amino acids. The transcript is spliced from 4 exons. Gene Ontology annotation, biological process: actin filament bundle assembly; actin filament network formation. The record is from RefSeq and is a predicted model, not a curated record. Gene Ontology annotation, cellular component: actin filament; cytoplasm; actin filament bundle.
ACCGCACACGUACAACGGUACAUAUACGCCGUUGAAUGUGUGAGUGCGCAAGUAGCAGCGCGAAGUGCCAGUGGAGCGGUGGAGCGUCAGUUCGGUCGGGGAGUUAUCGACGAAAGGACGUAAGGCGCAGGCGGAGCGGAGCAGGCAGGCACAGAACAGCUUGACUGUGUAUCUCGUAGUCAACAUGGCCACAGCGAUCGACGAUCGGCAGGAACUCCUCGAACGUUUCCAAGCCAUCGACGAGAAUGGCGAUGGCUUUAUCGACCUGGCGGAGCUGCGUAACGCCUUGGACCAGUGUGGCUUCAAGAUGCCAGGCUACAAGGUACGUCGUAUGAUCGAGGAAUACGACGACAAGCGUCGCCCUCAGGACCGCGGGAGGCUCAGCUUCGACGAAUUCGAGAAGCUCUGCCAGGAAUUGCGCGCCAACGACCCGAGCUCCAGUUUCAAGCAGGCCGUCUCGAAGAAGGACAACUUGGAAAAGUUGGGCGGCAUUUCGGCGGCUUCCAGCGAGGGCACCACGCACUCCGUCAGGCUGGAAGAGCAGCUGGCCUUCAGCGAUUGGAUCAACACCAAUUUGGCGCACGAUAAGGAUUUGAAGCACCUGUUGCCCAUCGACGCUGAAGGGAAACAGUUGUACGAUAAGGUCAAGGAUGGCAUUCUGCUAUGUAAAAUAAUCAAUCACUCGUGCCCGGAUACGAUCGACGAGCGUACCAUCAACAAAAAAAAUUUGACCCUCUACCGCACGCAUGAGAACCUGACGUUGGCACUGGCGUCCGCCCAGUCGAUCGGUUGCAAUAUCAUCAACAUCGACGCACACGACUUGAGCAAAGGAUCGCCGCACUUGGUACUCGGCCUACUCUGGCAGAUCAUUCGCAUCGGCCUGUUCAACCAAAUCACUCUGGAAAAUUGUCCUGGAUUGGCAAGGUUACUUCAGGAUGGCGAGAGAAUCGAAGAUUUGUUGAGGUUGUCUCCCGAGGAAAUCCUGUUGAGAUGGGUGAAUCAUCAUCUGGAGAACGCUGGCAUCGGAAGGAGAUGCAACAACUUCUACUCUGACAUCACCGAUUCAGAAAUCUAUUCGCAUCUCGUCCACCAGAUUGCCCCGAAAGAAGCUGGAGUUACUUUGGAAGCGCUGAUGGAACCGAAUCAUGUGACAAGAGCCGAGAUAAUGUUGCAGCAGGCUGCCAAAAUCGAGUGCAGGAGUUUCGUUACAUCCAGCGAUGUUGUCAACGGAAUACACAAAUUGAACUUGGCUUUUGUGGCAAAUAUGUUUAAUAAGUAUCCUGGCCUCGAUAAACUCGAGGACGACAGUAUCGAGGGCCUAGAGACGAUCGAAGAAAGUCGCGAGGAGAAAACUUAUCGUAAUUGGAUGAAUUCGAUGGGUGUCUCGCCUUACGUCAACUGGCUGUACUCCGAUCUCGCUGAUGGCCUUAUCUUCUUCCAACUGUACGAUAUCAUUAAGCCGGGCACUGUCAAUUGGAACAAAGUGCAUAAAAAAUUCUCCAAGCUGCGUAAGUUCAUGGAAAAGUUGGAGAAUUGUAAUUACGUGGUGGAGCUUGGUAGACAGAUGAAUUUUUCGCUCGUUGGGAUCGCUGGCCAAGACAUCAACGACGGCACGGUGACGUUAACUUUGGCGCUGAUUUGGCAGCUGAUGAGGUCGUACACGCUGAGUAUAUUGAGUGGGCUGACAGGAAGGCCAGGCACCGCGAUCGUCGAGAAGGAGAUUGUUCAGUGGGUCAAUUCCAAGCUCAAGGCUGCCAACAAGACUUCGUCCAUUAAGAGCUUCCAAGAUUAUGCAAUUGCUGACGGCAAGGUCGUGCUUGAUCUUAUUGAUUCAAUCAAGCCUGGCUCGGUUAACUAUGAUUUGGUGAAGGAGGGAGGCAAUGACCAAGACAAUCUUGAGAAUGCAAAGUACGCGCUAUCCUUGGCGAGGAAAUGCGGUGCUCGCGUGUACGCGUUGCCUGAGGACAUUACCGAAGUUAAACAUAAGAUGGUCAUGACGGUAUUUGCCUGUUUAAUGGCAACAGAUUAUGUACCAAAUCGCGACAGCAAUAAUACCAACAACGAGCAGAAUAGUAACAGUAAUAGCAACGACACUAUCAGUCAAUAAUCGCAACGACGACGAGUUUUACUUUUUUGGUUUCCUUUGUGGAUAAAACGAGAUGAAAGAACGCGAAAGUAUGCGGGCACGCUCGCGCAACUUAUAUACUUUCAUUGACCUUCAAUGCCUAUAUAGCGAUAGAGACGACUAGAAAUCGACGCAAGAAAUGCUCUGCGAGUAACUGGUGUGGCUGGUAUUUCUCUUCUUUUUCUUUAUUUUUUGUUGGCUUUUUUAAUUGAUGUCGCUGUCAAUUUGGAUUAUUAUAUACUCGAGUUCGCUCGAUGAGUCGUGAGGAAUUUCUCGAGGAGAUCGCUUAAGAAAAUUUCCCACGAUGCGUGGAUAUGCGCGUGUGUGUGUUGUCGAAUUAUUGAAAGUACAACUUUGAAUAAUGCACCUCCUUUAUAGAUAACGAUAACUUACAUAAGCUUUUUGUGUAAUAUGUAUAUGAUUUUCUCAGUACCGACAAAUAAUGAGGGUUUAUUUGUAGAAGGCGUUAUGAAAAUGGCAUAUUAUCGAACAAUCGUAACAUAAACUGAAAAUAAUCAACUUUUUUCGGAAAAAACAUAGUCUAAAUAUGAUUUAGCUUGUUUAGUCUUUUACAUUAAUUCGUAAUGUAUAGGCGUCUUUUGUUUAAGUAGGAAUAUUCGCAUAAGAGGCAAUUUUAAUGUUGAUUUAUUAAACAUUAAGAGUGAGACUUAUAUUUUAAGUGAGGAAAAUGAAAAAAAAUGCUCAAAAGCGGCCUAGCUUCUUUUUGCGUUACAUCGCAAUUAUAACACAUGUGCAAUAAAUGAAGAUAAAAACAUAUACCUAUAAUAACAAAUUUUUAAUAGAAAACAUGGAUUGUACCUACAGAUUUUAGAAUUAGAAGCAUAUUUACUGAAAUAGACAGAAAGAGUAAUCAGAUUUCUGAGGAUUUAUAAUACACGUAUUUGAAGAUGUGUAUUUUAUUGCGUGUGUAUACACACUUGUGCAUUUACGACUAUAGAUCAUGUAAUAAUUAUCGUAAUCAAUGUGUCCGUAAUAUAUGCGAGAAAGAAAAAUAAAACAUUGGAAUAAAAAUAACUAUUAUUUAUGCUUCACAUUGGAGCUAUGCUGACAGGAAAAUUAUUUUUACUGAUUAGCGUUAUGUGAUCAUUGGAAUUUAGUAUUGACUAAGUUUCAUAUUGCCAUAGCUUGCAAUUUCAAUUGCACAAACUCACACGAUAAAAGUUUUGUGAUUCGGCCUUAUGAACGGGAAUUCUUUUUGAUUGUGAUUAUUUUUUCAAAUUGUGUUUAUAUAUACAGUUAGGUACAGAUAAAUUUUUGUGUUCAAAAAGCUAAUUACAAAAUUGAUUUUUUUGCGUAUAUUAACGGCUUACGUAAGGUAAAGAUUUUUUUCUUACGGAGCGAAAAGAGAAUAAAUUCGUUAUUUACAGAAUGAGCUGAUGUCUGAUGUAGGUACACUAUGUUUUGAAGAAAGCUAACCGAUUUUUUUACAAGUCAUAAUAUUAGUUGAAUAGAUAUUUUUGAGAAACGAUGCAUAAAUUAUAUAUUUCGUUGUUAAAAUUUUUUAUGUAUUUUUGAAGCUGUUAGUCAAAGGUUAAGGAGAUUUUUUGCAAUGAAUUAGAAUGAAAUAAUUGAAUUUUUUCUUUUGUCGAUUUUUAUUUUACACGAUCCAAAAUCAAGGUAACGACGAAACAAUAGCUACAAGCUCCAAAAGUGUAAGCACUUCCUAUAGCUUAUAAAAGUAUUUUAUUACAUAUUUAAAAAUGCUAGUAGGAGGCGUUUUCUCCGCUUUUGAAUGAAAUUUUUUAUAAGAAAAUGGAAUAUAUGUAUUAAAGCGAGAUGACAUUGUAAGUUUGUAUAAAAAUAUACACCUGCAAAGACCAACGAUUUUUGAAAUUUGUACACCAUUUUAUAAUACAAUAAUCAUAAUUUCACUAGA